AAGCCAGAGCGCCGGCGUCAGCGCACGCGCAGUGCGGAGCCCCGGCGAGGGUGAGCGGACUGGAGAGACACACAGACCGGCCGCCACCGCAGGGCCCGGCCGGGGCGCGCGCCCGCGGGCCUUGGACUGGCUCUGGGAGCGCGCCUCUAGGGGCGGGGCUGAGCGAGCGCGAGCGUGCGCAGUGGCCCUCGGACCUCGGGACUCGCGCUACGCGGCGCGGCGGGGCGCGGCGCUCGCGCAAGAGGGCGUGGGCUGGCGGCGCCGGGUGCGCGCAAGGGAGUGCGCGGCCCCGAGCGAGGGAAGGAGGGGCUGGUGACAGUGCGGAGCGAUUGCCAGCGUCCGCGCCCCGGGAGCGGACGGACGGAAGAGAAGGUCCGCCAGACGCCCGGUCUGCUGCCUGACCCCUUCGGACUCAAACCCCGAGCCGAGCGGCCGCGGCUUCUGGUUGGUUGAAGGGAGACGCUGCGGCCACCCCAGGAAGAUGUUUAACGUGGAGUCUGUGGAGCGGGUGGAGCUGUGCGAGAGCCUGCUCACUUGGAUCCAGACCUUUAAUGUGGAUGCACCGUGCCAGACCGCGGAGGACUUAACGAACGGCGUUGUCAUGUCCCAGGUUCUUCAGAAGAUAGAUCCUGUAUAUUUCGACGAUAAUUGGCUAAACAGAAUCAAAACUGAAGUAGGAGACAAUUGGAGGUUAAAGAUCAGCAAUUUAAAGAAAAUUUUAAAAGGCAUCUUGGAUUACAAUCAUGAGAUUUUAGGACAGCAGAUUAAUGAUUUCACCCUUCCUGACGUGAACCUCAUUGGGGAGCAUUCGGAUGCAGCAGAGCUCGGAAGGAUGCUGCAGCUCAUUCUAGGCUGUGCUGUGAACUGUGAGCAGAAGCAAGAGUACAUUCAAGCCAUUAUGAUGAUGGAGGAAUCUGUUCAGCAUGUCGUCAUGACAGCCAUUCAAGAGCUAAUGAGUAAAGAGUCUCCUGUCUCUGCUGGACAUGAUGCCUAUGUUGAUCUUGAUCGCCAGUUGAAGAAAACUACCGAAGAACUAAAUGAAGCUUUGUCAGCAAAGGAGGAAAUUGCUCAAAGAUGCCAUGAAUUGGAUAUGCAGGUUGCAGCACUGCAAGAGGAGAAAAGUAGUUUAUUGGCAGAAAAUCAGAUACUAAUGGAACGACUCAAUCAAUCUGAUUCUAUAGAAGAUCCCAAUAGCCCAGCAGGAAGAAGACAUUUGCAACUUCAGACUCAGUUAGAACAGCUGCAAGAAGAAACAUUCAGACUAGAAGCAGCCAAAGACGAUUAUCGAAUCCGCUGUGAGGAGUUAGAAAAGGAAAUCUCUGAGCUUCGGCAGCAGAACGAUGAGCUGACCACUUUGGCAGACGAAGCUCAGUCUCUAAAGGAUGAAAUAGACGUUCUCAGACACUCUUCUGAUAAAGUAUCUAAACUAGAAGGCCAAGUCGAAUCUUAUAAGAAGAAGCUGGAAGACCUUGGAGAUUUGAGGCGGCAGGUUAAGCUCUUGGAAGAAAAGAAUACGAUGUACAUGCAGAACACUGUCAGUCUGGAGGAAGAGUUAAGAAAAGCUAAUGCCGCCCGGGGACAGCUUGAGACAUACAAGAGACAAGUUGUAGAGCUGCAAAAUAGAUUAUCUGACGAAUCAAAGAAAGCAGAUAAGUUAGAUUUUGAAUAUAAGCGGCUAAAAGAAAAAGUUGAUGGUCUUCAGAAAGAAAAAGAUAGGUUAAGAACGGAAAGAGAUUCUCUGAAGGAAACCAUUGAAGAGUUGCGUUGUGUGCAGGCUCAGGAGGGGCAGCUCACCACUCAAGGGUUAAUGCCUCUGGGAAGCCAGGAAUCUUCAGACAGCCUUGCAGCAGAGAUUGUUACACCCGAAAUCAGGGAGAAACUUAUUCGUCUUCAGCAUGAGAAUAAAAUGUUAAAACUCAAUCAAGAGGAUUCAGACAAUGAGAAAAUUGCCUUAUUGCAGAGCCUUCUAGAUGAUGCAAAUCUACGCAAGAAUGAGCUGGAGACGGAGAACAGGCUUGUGAAUCAGAGACUUCUAGAAGUACAGUCACAAGUAGAAGAACUGCAAAAAUCUUUGCAGGAUCAAGGUUCAAAAGCAGAAGAUGCUAUUUCAGUUCUUCUAAAAAAGAAGCUUGAAGAACAUCUAGAGAAGCUGCAUGAAGCCAACAAUGAAUUGCAGAAAAAGAGAGCCAUUAUUGAAGAUCUCGAGCCAAGAUUUAACAACAGCUCCUUAAGAAUUGAAGAAUUGCAAGAGGCUUUACGGAAGAAAGAAGAAGAAAUGAAGCAAAUGGAAGAACGCUAUAAAAAAUACUUAGAGAAGGCCAAGAGUGUUAUCCGUACAUUAGACCCUAAACAGAAUCAAGGAGCAGCACCAGAAAUUCAAGCUCUUAAAAAUCAACUGCAGGAACGGGACCGACUCUUCCACUCAUUAGAGAAAGAAUAUGAGAAAACGAAGAGUCAAAGAGACAUGGAGGAGAAAUACAUUGUUAGUGCCUGGUACAAUAUGGGAAUGACUCUACAUAAAAAGGCGGCUGAAGACAGACUAGCUAGCACAGGUUCAGGGCAGUCAUUUCUGGCUAGGCAAAGACAAGCAACCAGCACAAGAAGAUCCUACCCAGGCCAUGUCCAGCCAGCCACAGCAAGGUAGAAAGGUCUUGCCACUAGGAAUUUUUAAAAAGCAUACUUCUGUUACAUAUAACAACAUUUCAGGAAAUUCAGCCAGCUUGUUUUCUUUCUCUCCUGUGUUAAUAUUUAGUGUUUCUCAUGAGGAUUCCUCUCUCUCCUAUCUUUGGUUACUUUGUCCUUUACUUUGUGGUCUUUUCAGUUCCUUUUAAUGUGCCAAAAAUUUGUAAAUGUACAAUUAAAAGUGUUGUAUAAUAGUGUAAUACUUUUUCUUUGUAUGAAAAUGUCUUCUUCCCCAUUUGUGUGGGCUUUGUAAAGAAUCGGGUUUUCUGCCAAUAAUUGAUACACAAUUUAUAUUCUUUAUCGUGCCUACUGUGUUACCAUACUUUAUAAGAAUGUCUUUGUUUAAAGGGAAUUAAUCUUUUUAUGGUGUAUUAAUCUGUGUUUUCGAUUGUUUUCCAAAUGCACUUCAGAUAACUUAAAUAUUUACUGUACUAUACAAAGUGGUGUCAAAUGCACUUUUUGCAAAGACGACUACAUUGGCAGAGGUGCUAGUCAGACCUGUGGCACCUGGCAGGAUCACUCAGAGGGGAGAAAUUAAACGUAUUCUAAGGUUUGAAGUUCUUAUAUGAAAUUUCAUUCUUUCCUGCUGUAUUGUUUGCUGGCAGAAGUGAAAUUGGUGAAGAUAUUUGGGUGGAAAUUACAGAGAAGAAGAACUUGGCAGGAUUUUUUUUCCUUCCUUUGGAAUAUCUUAGUAGCUAAGAACCAGAUUCUAGCCAUGCACUUUUAAUUGCUCUCCACAUGUAAAAGAUUUAUUUUCAUAUAGGUAGCCUUAUCUUUGGGGCAGUUCUUUGACUAUGCCUCAUAUGUUUUAUAUAUUCUGUGAGACUUUCCUUUUCUUAGUUAGCCUUGAUAGCUAGCAUCUUAAUGCGAUUUGUUAACAUCAGCACAUGGCUCGGUGUGUAAUGUUAUAACAGAGCUCUAUAGUUUCUCUUCGCUCUACCUACAGCUCCAAGAAUUGGUAACAGGAGAGAUUUUCUUGGUAUUUGGUUGUUCAAAGUGCUUACAUUAUAUGCCACAUUUAUUUACAUAGAUGAAUGUCUAUUAAGCAAUCAUGUGAAGUACUUUGUCUAUAUAAGGAAUGAUAUAAUUUUAAACUAUCAUUUAUUUGAAAAUAAUCUACCUUUGUCUUUUUCUAUAUUGAUUUGUGAAUUUGAUCCCAAAUUAUAUUGAAGGUUUCCUCCAGCCUUUUUCUUGUUUCAUACCAUAUUUUUUGAAAGAAAAAAUAUGAAAUUAAGUCAGAGGGUUCUUUAGUUUGUUUUUACAUAAAUCAUCUUAAGUGGAAGAUGUUAUUUAUGGACUUGGUGUUUGGAAGUUCUGGUGUCAUUUAGUUCUGUAUAAAAGACAAAUAACUAACUCAACUUUACUGUGAUGAAGAAUUUUCAGAAACCAUAUUCAAGUGCUUCAUUUUAACUCCCUCCUGUUUUAUAGGAAAAUUGACCUAGAAAUUCGUCCUGCAUGUUUUGUCUUGGUUUUGUAGACGGAGUCUUUAUGUAACCCAGGCUGCCAUGAACACAUGGUCUUCUUGGAUUAUACGCAUGAAUCGUAGGAUUUUUUUUUCCUUGAAAGGACACUAUUCAUCAUGAAGCAUUUAUUUAAAAACAAACAAACAAACAAAAAAACCUCACAAAAACAAAAACAACCCUUCCAACAAAUGUUCAAGCAGGCUGUGAGGCAUCCGCCUGGGCAGACCAAAGCAGCAGGCACAGGAAAUAGUGGAGAGCACUACAGUGGGACAGAGAGCAGCAGGCACAGGAGAUAGUGGAGAGCGCUAUGGUGGGACAGUGCUCUGUGGGAUUUCAGGUACACACACCUGACACUCGAGGUCUGCUUUUUUUGUUGUUAUUGUUUUAAGACAAUCUAGGGAUAUUAUCCAGACCUUCCUCAACUUCUUUGACUCAAGACUAUUCUCCUGCCUCUGCCUCCCAAGAGGCUGAGAUUAAGGUAUGUGCCACCAUGUCCACAGGGUAGAUUGAGUUUGAAAAUAAAAGAACAAAAACUGGGGCCAGCACAAUGGCUCAGCAGGAAGCGUAGCACUUGCCUGGGCUCACUUCCUGGGGCCUAGGUGACAGGGGACAGCAACUCCCAAGGGUUGUCCUCUGGUCUCCACACUCAACAGAUGCCAGUGCACACACAAAUAAGUAUGCUUGAAAGGUUUUAAAUAGUUCUCACUCUACCUUUAGCUCACAGAAUAUCUGAGAUUCAACCACUUGUAAAUCAAAUUAGUCUAUGGUUCCUACUCCUUACAAGAUUGUUGGUUGUUGAGAAAUUAUACCUGGAGAAUAAAGUGAAUGUGAAUACAAGAGACGCUUGAAGCUACCCUUCAGUAGAUCUUACCCUGAGGGAAAACAGCUCACUGUUUUGAUUUUUAUUUUCUAUUCACCUGCCCGCUCUAUAGACAUACCCACCUACCCAGAUAUUUUAUGUAGAUGUUUUGGAAAGGCCUCAAGCUUUCAGAAGGAAGUUUAGCUUCUGCUUUUUGUUUUGUUUUGUUUUCAGCAUCUGUUUUGUGCUAAUUUCAGUGUCUGUAGCCUCUGCUGUUGUUUGCUCUGUCUUUAAUGUUUGGUGGAUUUCCUUCAGUAAAUGGGAGAAAUAUCGCUCAUGAUAUUUCAGAAUAAAAUAAAACAUGCUUUCAUAAGAAAUAGCAUCCGUCUAUACUUUAGACGUCAUAAAGCCAGGAAUACAACUUACCUGUGCCAGUGGCACCUUUCCCACUGUGUGGCUUAGGUCAGGAUUUAGGGGACUUCAGUUUCUCCCGUGGAGAUCAGGGAAGUUGCAGGUGCUCUGGUGGUGUGUGGUAAGCCUCCUGUGCUUGCCCCAUGGAUCUUGUCCUGGCAUUAGCAAGGGAUGAGGACACUGUCACUGUGUCAGGUAGGGAGGACCUGUCACCAGCAUCUGAGUUCUUAUAAUAAGCUUAUUUUCUGUGCCUUCUAACCAGGGUUUACCAAGAAAAAAGAAAAAACUAAAGCAGACUACUAAAAAAAUGACCAUUUUUGUUCUACAGUAUUAUUAAUCUUAUUAGGAUUAAUAAGAAAACAAUCCAGUAAAUGUAAUCAUUUCUUGCAUCUGAAAUGAAGAUAACUAAUACACUUAUAUUAAAUAUUUAAAAAUAUUUUUUAAAAAAACUCUGCCUGGAGCGUUGGCUCAGCAUUUAAGAGCAUUUAUUGUAUAACACAGGUGCAGUUCCUGAUGUGGAAGCUUAUAACCAGCCAUCUCUAACUCCAGUUUCAGGGAAUCUUCCAAUGCCAUCUUCUGACCUCCAUGGGCACCAGGUACACAUGUGCCAUACAGACAUACAUGCAGGCAGGCAAAACACUCAUUCUUAUAAAACAAGUCUAUAAAAAGAAAGUUUAAGCUGGGUCAUAAUUUUCUUUUGUCUAAUUACUUAACAGUAAUAAAAAUGAGUUCUGAGUCCCUAAAUAAAUGAUCCAUAUUCCAAAGUUAAUCAAGAUUGAAUUAUUUCUGUUAACUUGGUAAAAAUCAGCUGAAUGCAGUGACUAAGUUAUAAUGAGGAUAACAUGGCCCGAUUUUCAUGCAGCUGUUUGGUUAAUGUAACUAGGGCUCAGCUGCACAAAGGCAAGCUAGCUUGUCAGUGAGGACCUCGAGUCCUGCUUUCACUGUCGUUAGAGAUCCACACUGUACAAGAACAUGCAAAUGUGGGGGUCCAGUUGGGACAAGGCAGGUGAAGUCAGAUGCCCUCUGUGGAAAAUGUUAUUUACCUUUUCAGGAGCAGUCUCAGGCUUGUGAGGUAAAAGUGAAAAUAUUUGUGAGGGCUAGGAUGCAGCUCAGCUGGUAUAAUAAUACUUGCCUAAUAUACGUGAAGUACUAGAUUCAACCCCUAGCGUCAUAUGAACUGGGUAUAUAUGUCUGUAGAGAGUCUGGAAUCCGUUUGUCUAUAUGAGAUUCUGUCUUCAAAAAAAUAAAUAAACGUGUGUGUGAGUGUGUGUGACAGUGUGUGUGUGUAUGUGUGUGUGUGAGAGAGAGAGAGAGAACAUGUGUGUGUGUCUGUGUGUGUGCAUGUGUGUCUGUGUGUGUGCGCAUGUGUGAGUGUGUGUGUGAGAGAGCAUGUGUGUGUGAGUGUGUGUCUGUGUGUGUGUGUAUGUGUGCGUGUGUGUCUGUGUGUAAAAUUCUUUUGUAGACGCUUCUGCUUUCACAUAAGCAUUGAUCUAUUGUUCUAACAAUAACCAUAUUUUAAGCCUUAAUUUUUUUUAUUUCAGCAUGAGUUAUUUAAUCAAAACAAAUCUUAAAAUAUAGUUGCUCUUUACGUUUAAUCUUCAUUUUUUUCAGAUCUUAAGUUUCAGAUCUUACGAAUGUUGUACUUAUGUCUAAUUUGGGAAUGUGGCACUUGCCUAAGUUUCUACAAUCCAUGUUCCGUAUAAACCAAGCUAGUCCAUAUCCACUUGAUUUAAAAACAUGAUUUGACCACACAGUGAAAGGGAAAUGUUUAGCAUCUUUUUUGCUAAGGUGGAGUCACAUAGCUGCCCCAUGUAGAACUUGUGUCCUCUUGCAAGAGCAGCCAGCUAAGCCAUCUGUCCAGUUCCAAGGAUUUGGGAUUUUUAUCCUCAUAUAAUAAAGGAAUUUUUUUUUCUAUAGAUAACUGUCAACUUGAUUCAGCUUUGUGUUUAACAGUGAAACCUAUGUGACAUCUAGGGUCAUCCCAGAACUUGGGAGCCUGAGGCUGGAAAAAUGCAAGUUGGAAGCUAGCCUGGGCUAUGCAAUGAGACCUUGUUUCAGCACUUAGGAGACAGAGGCAGGAGAUCUCUCUGAGUUCAAGGCUAGCCUGGUCUACACAGGGAGACCCUGUCUCAACAAAAUAAAAUAACAACAAAAAAAGAGUGUGCAAACAAAACAGGAUGGGAAGUGAGGCCUUUUACCUAGGAUAAUCAAGACCCUACGCCCAGUCAGUAGUACCGAGGAAGUAGUACCAGUCAGUAGUACUGAGGAAGUAGUACCAGUCAGUAGUACUGAGGAAGUAGUACCAGUCAGUAGUACCGAGGAAGUAGUACCAGUCAGUAGUACUGAGGAAGGAGCGGUGAAUGAAUGAAUACAUCAAUGAGUGAAUGAAAGAAUGAAGUGGGAUAUCUGAAUCUAUAACAAUUAUUAAAUCAUUUUCUCUUCUCCUUUUCAUGACUUAAAGGGCUUUUUUUUUUUACCCUUGUUAAAAUACAGUCCUGUCACAAUUAAAAUUGUUUGUUUGUUUGAUAAUUGGUUUGAUUUGGGUUUUUGUUUGUUAGUUUGUUUCUUGUCCACCCAAUUUUAUUAUUUAGAAAGAAGUUUCAGAGCUUACUUUUUUAAACUGAUUUGAAUAUCCUAUUGUUUUGAAAAGAGGAAGGCUAUUCUCAAUGCAUUCAAUGCAUCUAACACAAUAUUUUACUUUUUUAUAAUGCAUAUUUAAGUGAUUGAUGUUUUUCAUUGAGUGUCCAAUUUUAACACAAUAAUGAUUUAACUUUUUUAAUGAAUACAGCUCUCAAAAGUCUAUAAGAUAAUUUGUCAGUCACUAACUUGCUUACUAUACACAGCCAAUUUCUAACCCUCUUGGUCACUUCACCUCGUCAGCCUUGUGGUUAGGGUCCUGUGUAUAAAAUAAAAGACAACACAAAUGUAAUACCAUUUCUUGCUUGUAAGUCAUUAAUCAUGUCAUGGGAUGUGUGUACUGAUGGUUUUUAAAAACACCUUUUCGGUUCAAUUUAUAUUAUUAUGAAUAGGAUACCAUACAUUUUAUAUUUAAUGGUUUUUAAAUAUGAAUAUAUGUGGAUUCUUUAAUUACACUAAAGUAAUAGAGGGACAUUGGUUUGAGAAAUGAGAGGCCUAAACCUAAUUAUGGAUUGUAUAUGAAGUUUGGGAAUUAUGUGGAAAUCCAUAAAUAUAUAUGAAUUAUAUAUUUAUGUUAUAUAAAUCUUGCAUAUGUAUGUAUAUAUAUAUAUAUGUAUGUAUGUAUUUGUGUGCACAUAUAUAUGUAUGUAUACUUAGAACUAGACAUUACCAAGAUUGCUUUACAUGUCUCAUUUCAGUAUUUUUCAAUUUUCUUACAGAUUUAGUAAUGUCCUGUAAGGUUAACUCUGAAUGUAGUAUGUAAGUGAGAAUAGAAAUAAAAGAAAGUAAUCGAUGGCUAUUAAGGCAAAUCCAUUUUAGAGAGGAGAGUGGAUAGUGGGAUAAAAGGUAGCCUAAUUAACGAAUAUUUAGGCCAAGAGAAGUAUUCAAACAGUAUCAUAGUAGCUGUCCCUUAAUCUUAGUCAACAAAAUAGUCUAUAAUAUUGUUAUUACACAUUUAUCUGAUAAAAGAUGAAAGACCAAAACUAAUUUCUAAUUGUGUUUAGGUGAGUAUUAACUAACCAUAUAAUCUAUAUGUUAGUGGGAGGGAAAACAUUUCUUUUCUUUUUAUAACUAUUAAGCAGUUACUACUUAGUCUAACAGUUGAGGAAUUUGGGAUGUUAAACUUUGAUUUGAUGAGGUGAGAAGAAAUUUAUGAUGGCUGAAAUUAUCACCAACUUACCAACAGAUAUCUAUAUCAUACUUUUUAUAGUUUGCAAACUGUUGUUUUAAUAUUAUUCCCCCCUAAUAAUAUGUUAUACCUCCAUAAAAUAUCUGUAAAUGAAGACAAAAGUGGACUUUAAAAAGUAAGCCUUUACGUGUUUGAUUCAGUCCACUGCUACAGGCUCACAAGCAGGUGUUUAUGUCUGAAAUUGGAGGUACCCAUUAUCUGAAAAUUCCUCUCCCAUAAGGUAGGAAUUAUUCAAACCCAAAUUAUAUCUAUUUCAAAUGUGAAAGAAUUAAAUGCCGUGAGAAGAACAAGCGAGUGAGUAAAAGACAAUCCCCAGGCAUGCAGAGGGCACUGCCCAUACCCGCAGAUGUCUGGUCAGACUCACUGCGAGAGCUCUGAGCUGACGGCAAACUGGAAAGAGCCCAUGUUCUUCCUGUGCUUGCAAGCCUCCUCGGGGACCACUGUGAGUCCUUGUGUAGUCUGUUUCAUUAGGAUGGCAUCUUACUGUUAUCUCCCACCCUCUCCUGCAUAGGUUGUUUAUCCCUCUCUACAAAGGCUCUAGCACGUUACUGGGACUGGAUAGUGCUCCAUUUCUGCUGUACGUGCUGUUUCCUGUUGGCACCUCAGUCUCAGGAUUCAGAGUCUGGAAACACGCUUAUAACUGGGAAGUCUAUUUUAUAACAAUGCUGUGAAGCCAGCUUUUGGGGUUUGUGCUAGGAAUUGAAGCUAGGGCCUCGUGCACUCCAGGGCAAGUGCUCUACUCACUAAACACUUUUCUGUUGAAUGAGAUUUUUCUUACCCUUUAAGGUGCUGUCUCCUAAAAUAAAAACCUCGAGACUGUCCCUACUUGUUGCUCACACACACACACACUAUUGCAAAUCCCAAAGAGAGAAGGAAACAAGAUAUUCCAGUAAUUAAGCAAUCAGAUCGGCUAAAAACGGAGGAAAGGUGAUUUCAAAAGGAAAUCGGUAGAGGUGCCAGGUAUUGCAGAAAUAGUUGCUAUACUGAGAUUUGUUUUCGGUUUUUACCUUGGCUUUUUUCUUAACUUUAACUUGCAAAGGUUUCAUCUUGUACUGGUAGUGAGUUUUUUAGACCCAGAAUUUUUCCAUUUGCAACAUGAAAGUAGCAGUCAUGUUAGAGACCACACGCACUGGCGCUUGUUUCACGCAUGAUGACUGCCAGAGAAUGGGGAAACUGGCUCAUAAAAACACUUAAUGUUGGUUUUGCUUUGUUUUAAAAAGAUAUGCAUGUUUUAGUACUGUAAAAAGUUGGUGUGUUUUGGGCCAAGGAACCUAGCUCCAGUAGCAGAAUAUGUGGCUAAAUUGCACAAGACUACCUGGCUCCAGUCCAGAGUCAAUCAAUCAAAGUCUGUCGGCUGGCAAGCACACCCUGCCCUCCCCCCUCAUACUCACAUUCACACAUACUCACACACACACACACUCACACACACUGAUGAAGUUUACUUCUGAGUCAGUCACAUAGAAGGAAGCAGCGUUGAAGUAGAGACGUCCACAUUCAGCUUUAAGGAAAUAGAGACCUUGUUCUCCUUUCCAGAACUAAAACUUAGAAAGCCAGGAUGGUGGCACACACCCAUAAUCCCAGCAGCAGGCUCAGGCACCAGGAUCACAAGUGUGAAGUCAGAUGAGGCAACAGAAAAUGCAAAUCCAGCCUGUCUCAAAACUGAAGCAAAAGUGCAGGAGUACAAAACCACAGACCGUGUUUUAAGCAUGGUCUCUGUAAAUGUUCCUAGCUAUCCUAACUUCGAGCUUCUUUUUAAUCUACUCAGAGUGGGUUCUAGGCCAAGUCUGUACCUCCUGCCAUGUGUAAUAGCCUGUGAUUCUAGCACUUGAAAGGCUGGGGUAAGAGGCUUUCUACAAGGCGAGGCCAUUCAGGGCUGCAUGGUGAAAUUCCAUCUCCACUUGAUACUCUAAUCAUUUCUCAGUUGUUCAGUGUUCAGGCGUGGCCAGUGGGCAGCAUGGAUGUAGGCCAUUCCUUCAGUGCAGAAAACUGUGCCAGAAAAGGAAAGAAAAUACAGGUCAGCUCACUAGAAGUUGCUAAAGGGAUUAACAGGUGAAAAGUAUUUCUUAUAAAAGUUUUAUACCAAUAUUUUGGCCUUGGGAAAAGAAAUGAAAGCCUCAUAUUGUGACUUUUUUAGUAUACUCUUCCCAACAAAUUAUCAAUGAGUUAUCAAUUGAUAUAAUUAAAUCAUUUUAUAAAUUAUUUCAUAAUAUUUUCACUCAUUUCUUCCUUUCAUAUUUUUAAAUUGACAUUAGUUGUCAUCCAGGAGAAACUGAUAAUAAAUAUUUAACUUAUACUCAAAUAAAAGUUAGUUAGCAUCAUAGCCCUAUAUUAUUUAAAUCUAUUUAUAUCUUAUGAAAGUCACCGUUUCUGCCCUAUAAGCUGUACAUUCAUGAUUGGCUGUCUUCUACUUCAAAAGUACAGUCAGGGCCAAGUCGUUAGGUUACUCGGCCCCCAGCUCGUACCUGCUUCAGUGGUGAAUCAGCCAACCUUUUCUGAAUGAAGCAGACAUUUGCUGUUACAGAAUAUGAUUAACUAUGAAAGUAUUAGAAAUGUGAACUGAGUUUCCUUCACUAUACUAAAGUACUUCAUUUAAUUUAAAGGAUUAUGCUGAACGUUUUCAAAUCAAACUAAGGGACGUCUUUUAAAAGUGUCUGACUCUGUUAGUUUUGUUUUGUUUUUUGCUUUUCUGGAGUUUUGCAGUAUUGGAGAUCCAACCUAAGGCCUUGCAUACUAGAAUACUUUAGUGAUCAUAUUUUUUUUUUAUUUGGAGGCAUCUCUCUUUUUAGCCUCGGCUGGCCCAGAACUUCCUCAGCUCCUCCUGCCUCCGCCUCCUGAGUACCAGGGUUAGAGGUGUAGAGGUGUGCUCUACCACUCUCGGCUAAGACUGAGCUUAGUGAAGCCUUUCCUGCCCAGGCGUGAUCGCACUUUCUCUUUCUCGUCUGCGUUGAUGAUCAGGCAGCAGAAUCAGAACAUUAUUGUCAAUUUCCAAACAAGUCACGGGGUCGUUACUGUAACUCAGUACAGAAGAGCAAAUGGUAGGAGUUCAUUCUUUUGUUUUCUCGGGAGCCUAAUUGAAUAUGUAUUCUACAAAGACUCAUUAGUCACGGAUAAUUUCAGUAUGUUCUAAGUGACAUCUUAUUAUAAAUGUAGAAAAUGGCUGUACACAGAUGCCAAUCAGAGACCUGGCACUUAACUUUCAUAACAAUUUACUUGUUUUCUUUUUUCCCAUAGAUUUAGUUAUUUGCAAUUAAGAUGUACUAAAAUAUCAUUGUCAUUCCUAAUUUUGGCAUUUAUGGAUUCUAUAAUUCAUAAUAAUUUGUACUGUGAAGAAUAACUUCCAGGUUUGUUGCAGUUCUCUCAUUGUUAGGUUGCCAGCCGUUUAUAACGUCCCUCCUUUGUUCUGUAAGAGAUUCCCCCUCUGGCUGACAAUUCAGUCGAGAGUUCUGAGGAUAUAUUCCUCAUCAUCGUAAUCUAGAAACGAUGUCCACUUUGGGCUCUGCAUUCCUCGCCUCAACUCAGAUUUAACAAAACUGUGUUCAAGUAUUUCCCUCCUGCUUACAAAAGUUUGCCCGUCUUGAGUCUGGUGAGUUUCCCCACUGUUUUGCUGAGGAAAAUGACUUGUUAGAGACUUCAGUUAAAAAUGUAAGUAAAGUCACAAAAACGAACUUGUGAGAAACCAUCAGAAGGUAGGGUUUUUUGCUUGUUUGUUUGUUUGUUUUAAUCCUACAUUUCCUUUUGGUUUAUUUUGAUUUUAUGACUGCCAACUUGUUAUAUAUGAGUGUUUAUAUAUGCAUAUAAUAUAUGUAUAUGAAAAAGUGAAGAUUUGGUCAAACUAUAUUUUCCCAUUCAAGUACAAAAAAUGUUUUCAAGGCUGCAAAAAGUGUACAGUUGUUAAACAAGUUGUAAAUAAAGACUUGUAUAAAAAUCCA
Messenger RNA from Mus musculus (house mouse), 13110 nucleotides. It is a transcript of the gene Hook3, whose product is annotated as hook microtubule tethering protein 3. The record is from RefSeq and is a predicted model, not a curated record. NCBI's taxonomy places the organism in Eukaryota, Metazoa, Chordata, Mammalia, Rodentia, Muridae. The transcript has 23 exons. Gene Ontology annotation, biological process: lysosome organization; early endosome to late endosome transport; endosome to lysosome transport. Gene Ontology annotation, molecular function: identical protein binding; dynactin binding; microtubule binding. Gene Ontology annotation, cellular component: FHF complex; cytoskeleton; cis-Golgi network. The coding region runs from base 482 to 2644 and encodes 720 amino acids.